GUCUGUUCUGUCAUGUCAUGUCACAAAAUUUUCAUUUCGGCAGCAGUUCAUUUUUAUCAGCAGAUAAUACUAUCAGUCAUUGUGCUAAUGGUUCUCAAAUCUUUUAAAACUUCAUAGAAAUAAUUGAAGCAAGUUUUAAAAAUGGCGAACGUUAACGAGGAAGCCAAUGAUGAAAAUAAUAGCUUAGUACCAAGUGACAAUAAUGCUACUGAACCAACUGAUGAAAAUGUCGAUAUCAAUGCUCAAAUCGAUGAGCAACGGCAGCGAAUGCAGCCAACAAAGCUUGAAUCAUUUUUCGCAAUAACUAAAUCACUUAUUAUUAGAGCAUUAGUAGUGUACUUCAUUACUUCAAUGUUUCGCCAGCCUGCAGCACCGAAACCUGAUAUCAACAAUCCUACAGGAAGCCCGCGCGUCCCUGCGAUUAACAUGUUUGCAAAUGGGACAGUGUUAGACAUGUAUUGUUAUAUUUCAGAAAAUACUUUUUUGAACAAUUUUGAAGAUGGCAAUUUGAUAUGGAAACAAACAGGACUUGUGUAUGGUGAUUGGUAUGGAGGUCCAAAUAACGAUGGCACAUUUACAUAUUCAACAGAUAUUACCCCAUCGGAGUCUCUAAAAAAUAAUGGCUCAAUCUAUUUGCAUGUGUUUGUGGUUCAGUCUGGAAAGUCACCUGACCCUAAAAAUAAAGAAAAAUAUGCUGGCCCUUAUGUGUCAUAUGGCAAAAAAAUGUUAAAUAAAUAUAAAAAGCUGAGAUAUCAAAAAACACAUAACUUAUUGACAGGACAGACUGAAAAAUCCGAAGAAGAAAUUAAAAAAGCAGAGACCUUGAAAGAAGAAAUAGUUUCUCAUUGGCAUCCUAAUUUAACAAUCAACAUUGUGACUGACCAAACUAAUUGGGUGCAAGGGACUGUACCACCACCACUCGAUGAAUUCAUUUUCUUUUUGCCUGAUGGCAAACAGUACAAACCUGCAGUUUUUCUAAAUGAUUAUUGGAACAUGAUGAGAGACUAUACACCAAUCAAUAAAACUACAACCAGCUUGAAGUUGGAAUUGACAUUUCAGCCACUGAGUCUUUUCAAAUGGCAGUUAUAUACAGCACAAGCUAUGAGGGAUAAAUUGAGCAUGUUCUCGGCCUUGGGAGCAGAGGAGCAAGAUGAGGAACAAGACACUGUGAAGGAACUCCUUUUGGACACAUCACCUUAUCUUCUGGGCUUGACAAUAUCCGUAUCCAUUCUUCAUUCUAUUUUUGAACUUUUAGCAUUCAAAAAUGAUAUUCAAUUCUGGAAUAACAGACAGUCACUGGAAGGAUUAUCUGUGAGAUCUGUAUUUUUUAAUGUUUUCCAAUCAUUGGUUGUACUUUUGUAUGUGUUAGACAAUGAGACAAAUGUGAUGGUCAGAAUAUCCUGUUUCAUAGGUCUAAUAAUUGAACUGUGGAAGAUUAAUAAAGUAAUGGAUGUAAAAGUAAAUAGAGAAGAGCGUAUAUUUGGAAUACCUAAAUUGACCUUUACUGACAAAGGCUCCUAUGUUGAAUCUAGUACUAAACAGUAUGAUAUGUUGGCUUUCCGCUACUUGAGCUGGGCUUGUUUCCCCCUUUUAAUAGGGUAUGGAGUGUAUUCUUUACUGUACAAUGAACAUAAAGGGUGGUACUCAUUUAUUCUGAAUAUGAUGUAUGGAUAUUUACUCACUUUUGGGUUUAUUAUGAUGACUCCACAACUGUUCAUAAACUAUAAACUGAAAUCUGUUGCUCAUCUGCCAUGGAGAAUGAUGACAUAUAAAUUCCUCAACACAUUUAUUGAUGACAUAUUUGCUUUUGUUAUUAAAAUGCCAACAAUGUAUCGCUUGGGAUGUUUUAGAGAUGAUAUUGUUUUCUUCAUAUUCUUAUACCAACGCUGGAUCUAUAAGGUAGACCACAAGAGAGUCAAUGAAUUUGGGUUCUCUGGUGAGAUGGAAGAACAGCAAAAGCUUGCAAAGAAUGGUACACCAGCUAUUACAGAAUCAGAGCAGCAACCUGCGGAUAAGAAAAAUGACUAAAACUAUAGUAAAAUUACCCAUAGUUAAUAUUAUAACUAUUUACAUAAAGAUACUAUAGAAUACCCUUUCAUGUAAUUUAACAUGCCAUCCCAUUAAAAUGUAUGGAUUGUUUAUAGGACAGAAAGGUAUUUUAUAGUUUCAAUAAUAAUUGUGUUUGUGUAGUUAGCAGAAAUAGUAUUUGUCAUAAAAAUAGCUAUAAAAGUAUUAUCGCAAAUAUAUCUAGUGUAAUUAAGACAAAAAUGUUUGAUAUUUAAAAAUUCUUAAACAAAUUCCUUGUGUACCAAAAGAUCACUCAGAAACAGGCUAGCAUAAUUAUUGAGUCCUGAAUUCUUAAACAUUAAAACAGCCUUGAAUCACCAAAGCAUAAAAUAAAACAAUCUAUUUUGCAGUUUAUUAAUAAGGGCUUUAAAAUACACCACCCACUGUUUUGGCUACUUUACUAUUACAAUAGCUUUUGCAUUUAUCGGUUAUAAUAGCAUUAAAUAUUACAUUAAAAUCAAUCAAUUUCACAUUAAACUGAUUUUAUCAACAUACGUCAUGCAUGAUUUAAUCAUUUUUGUGGGUUGGGUUGGUGUAUAACGACAUGAAUUGAAUAAUUUCGAAUAAUUAGGUACCUUAAUUUUGACUAUGUAAUAGUGUCAAGGAUAAUUACAUGGGAUAUGUUUUGGGUUAAGUUGUUAUUAUCUAUUCUAAAAUUUUAUUAGUGCAAUACACAGUACAAUAAAAUAUAUUGCUCCUGUCUCAUAAGAUGAUAAAAUAAAAUUAAGGAUUAAUACUCUUUUUAUAUGAGUGCUCAUUGAUCUAAUUUAAAAUAUUUUACCUAGGUGAUUUGUAUUUAAUUAUCUUUUUAAAUUAUAAAAACUAAGGUACCAACAUGUUUGUGAUUUUAUGCUCAUAAUAAUAAUUUAUUAUGCUUCUUUACAUUACAAGUAAUUAUACAUUUAUUUUAGUGAGAAAUCCAUAUGUACCAAAAACAUUAACAGCACUGACAAUAUGCCUCAUUGAAAUUGUGAAGAGAUUAGACCCAUUUCGUACUAAUCAACAUAGGUAUGAUGAGAACCACGCAAGUCGUAGGUACCUAUGUAUGUUUUUCACAAUAGUAUUUCAGAUUGGGAAUUUUUUAAUGUUCUAAAAUACGUCUCUACGUUGACUUAUGGAAAAGGGUGAAACUUUUUGAUCUCGAUACUUCUAAAUCUCCCAAUGUAAGCGUUAUGUUCAGAUGAAUCAUAGCAGAGCGUAGAUAGACAGACUCAAACUAAUGGAAAUAUUAUUAUACCUAUUCUAUUUCUGCUUUAAUUAUGUAAACAUUAAUUUUUAUAGCCACUUUUAAGUUCUUGGUUGGGAGGGGGAUCUCGCACGUAAAUAGGCAUGUACCUACGUGACAACGGAUGUUAUAGUUUAACAUAAUUAAUUACUUAAUUGUGAUUAAUUGACUUGUUGCGGACUCCGCGUCCGCAUAGGUUUGAACAAAAAUACGCUCUGCUUUGAGCUCCUUGUAAUUUUCGCCCUCUAAGCAAUUGUAUAUCGUUAAUCGAUAAGUUUUCGUUAUUUUUAUCUAUCUGUUAUAUGGAAUGAUUGAUAAUAACGUCCUAUAUUUAUUUACAUUUUUAUAGCUAUAUGCUUUAUUGUCACCAGACUCGGGAUUUUGUUCAAUUAGUAAUUAUUUCGGUUGUGACAAUCUGUACCUAUGUAUGUGCUACACUGGUUGAGAGAUCUCUGAUUACAGCCCGCGACAUAUUAAUGUAUGAAGCACAAUGUUUAACUUAGUUCCGUAAUAUAUAAAUGUGUAAUAAAUUUGUUGUUUCCAUG
Molecule: messenger RNA, 3837 nt
Organism: Ostrinia nubilalis (European corn borer)
Lineage: Eukaryota; Metazoa; Arthropoda; Insecta; Lepidoptera; Crambidae
Product: putative lipid scramblase CLPTM1
Exons: 3
Coding region: 142-2028 (628 amino acids)
Cellular component (GO): endomembrane system; membrane
Source: RefSeq, a predicted model, not a curated record